GAAUUUUUCCAUCUACCUUGACCCAUGGCACGAUAUUGUUUAUUGCUCGAACAAUGCGAGCUGGCAAAGAGUCCACGAAGCGACAUUACGUGCCUCGAGUAGCAAUCUCUAUUGGGUAAUCUCGCGUUUGUCCAGGAGUCAGCGGCGCGGACAGAAAACAAUAGGGUCAUUGGUACCGAUCGAAUUAGAAGGAUCGAGACGCUACGCCUUUGCAUUGCACACCGGUAUAAAUGAAUUUUGAAAUCAAUGGGUCCUUCAGUCGUUGCCUCGCCUUCGAAGAAAGAAAUCAUCGAAAGGGAACAAUCGACUAGGGUUGAAACAUCAUGAAGAUUCUACUUCUUGGAUUUUGUCUUUUUUGCCUCUCUAUCUUGAGAGUGGAAUCGAAGCCACAAAUAACGAAACUGUUCCCGAUCCCAGAAGAAACAAGCGAUCCUCCACAACGAUCUAACAACGAUACGAAGCUUCUGGACAAAUUAUUCGGAAAAUUGCGAGCCACGUACAACUUCGUGUUUCGAAAGCCAGAGAACAUGAGCAACGUGGAGAAAAUUUUGGCCAAGGAUACACCUGACCCUGACAUCGAGGCGCUGAAAGUAAUCUGGUCUAAUCGAAUGCAAUCGAAUUCGAAGGAGGAUUCGAACAAGUCUCAGCCAAAGGGAAUAAUGUAUUUAGCGGCAAACGACGAAUGGAUGAAUGAUAUUCAACCUUUGGAUCAUUUAGAGCCUCUAGAACCAUUGGAAUUGGAAGACGAAAUAGAAAAUAAUAAGGAUCGAGAGGUAGAGAUCGUUACACCGAGAACCAGUUUCCAGUUUCCGGCCACACUUAAUCGUCAUCUCGUUAAUUGGCUUGGAUCACUUCUGGGAAUUACUUAUGGGGUCUAUUCUAAAUUGGCCAGAGCUAUUUACAGCAAUAAUACUGCAAUACGUAUUAGUUGAAAUAUAUAUUUUAUAUUACUUUGGAUUUUUGUUUGUAUUAAAAAUAAUUGAAUAAAAUGAAAAGUGAUGCAGUUCAUCCCAGGAUCUGAAAUAUAAUAGAAACAUGGUAAAA
Messenger RNA from Apis florea (little honeybee), 1044 nucleotides. RefSeq lists its product as uncharacterized. Lineage: Eukaryota; Metazoa; Arthropoda; Insecta; Hymenoptera; Apidae. The record is from RefSeq and is a predicted model, not a curated record.